This is a messenger RNA of Brassica oleracea var. oleracea, 2039 nucleotides long. Its product is annotated as putative F-box/LRR-repeat/kelch-repeat protein At1g11620. Gene Ontology annotation, molecular function: protein binding. The record is from RefSeq and is a predicted model, not a curated record. The coding region runs from base 81 to 1235 and encodes 384 amino acids. The transcript has 5 exons. NCBI's taxonomy places the organism in Eukaryota, Viridiplantae, Streptophyta, Magnoliopsida, Brassicales, Brassicaceae.
CUGAAAAUAACGAUAGAAGAAAGAGAGAGGGGCAUCUGAUCUGAUUUGAGGGCUUGCCACAUCGACUAGGUUCCACGACAAUGGCACUGAAUCUACCAUAUCAUUUGGAAGAGGAAAUUCUCGCCAGAGUUCCAUGGAAAUAUCUUGCAACGUUGAGAUGUGUAUGUAAGCUUUGGAAUAGUCUUAUUUUGGAGGAGAAUUUCAACAAGAAGAACUUGUCGUUUCACAUGCACAGCUAUAGCGGUGAACAUCGGUUUAUACUCACAGACCGUGGUCCUAAGAUUUCUGCCGUGGGCAUUGAGGAGCAGCAAAACAACGUGGACGAUCCUCCGUCUUUGAUCGUCCAAGACUUCACCCUUACAAAAGCCCGACCAUGCGUGGCAAUUAUGUUGUACAGGGCUGUUCAUUGCGAUGGUCUGUUGUUGUGUGUCAUGGAAAACCAGCUUCUAGUUUGGAACCCCUUACUGAAGGAAACGACUUGGAUCAAAUGCGGUAGUGACUUUCACCAACGAGAUGAUGCUUACAGCCUUGGAUACCUCAGCCACUGUGAUUACAGGAUCUUAAGGUUUCGGUGUGCUAGUAAUUCGAGAAAUAGACCUUCAAGGGUCGAGGUCUGUGAAGUUGCAUCUAAGACAUGGAAGGUUAUAGAUAGCAUCAGUUUUGAUUGGUUCCUUAGUGAGCCAUUGUCGAUCCUGUCUCUGAGAGGAACUCCUUAUUGUAUUGGUCUUCGAGAAAACCAUACAGCUUUCGUACAAAGCUAUGACUUUUACAAAGAGAGUUUUCAGCCCAUAGAUGACCUGCCAUUAAGCUAUGAUGAGAUGAACCCUAUUGCACUAGAGAUUUAUAAAGGAGAUAGGCUUUCAGUGUUGGAGCAAUGUCACAAAACAUGGAAGAUAUGCAUAUGGGUGAAGCAUUGGCUCAUGCUUACUUCUUGGACCAAAUUAUUGGUCGUGGACAUACCAGAGUUUCCGCUGUUAUAUCAACGACCAAAUUAUUCUACUAAUUAUUAUUUCGACAAAAACGAUAGACUCGUCAUAACUUGUAAACACAUUGGCAUGAAGGGACUGUCUAUUAUCAGAGUCGUCAACGACAAGGAUUUCCAAGUAAUUAAAGCUAAUGUAUCGGAAAUUCGUUUCCCUUUUUUAUGCAGCUACGUUCCAAGCUUGGUUAGGCUUUCAGGGUUUUGGAAGCAAGACAACAGUCGGAUUCGUUGGAGAAAACGUAGAUUCAGCUAGUUUGUGUUUAAGUAUAUAUAUUAUAUAAUAUAAUAUAUAUUUGUUCUUUUUUGAAAGAGCGUUGAAUUUAUUCAAUCAAAAAAAUACCUUUUACAAACUAAUGCAGUUUUCAUAAUAUUGUUUGUUUGUUAAAUGAUUUUAACAUUUUGCAACACUAUAAUCUUUAUCGUGACGAAUACAAAUGUUAGUCUCUUAAACAGAGAUGACAAUUGUAAACCUGGACUGCGGGCGAUAUAAACAGGCCGGGCCAAAUGCGGGUUGGGCAUGCGGGACAUCCAUGAGACCGCAACAGAGCUUCACUUUUGUCUCUUUCACCACCGGAGCUUCUGGCGCUUCUAUUCUCUUCGGUUUCCUCCAUGCUCUGCUCUGUGUCUUCUCCGCUAAAGUUCUCGCCGCUUCCUUCUCCUUCUGGAUAGGCAGUUUAAGCUUUAGAUUGUGUCCGGUGGUAUCUCUUUGUUUUCGAUCUGCGGCAGAGGCUGAACCGACAACAAAGUUGAGCAUGCAUGUACACAAAGACUUGUUCAAGGUCGUUUAGGGGUUACUAUUGAGAAAGAAGAUGAAAUGCAGAUGUGCCUUUCUUUAUUCAACAUUAUAUUUACGUUGGUGUCGGCAUAUGUAGAUGUGCCUUUAUUACUAGCACUUUACAAAACAGAAACGCUAUUCGACAUGAAGCCUUCACAAACACGGAGAGUGAGAAAGAAUUUGUACAGAUAGAUCCCAAUGACCUGUAUCCAGAGCAGUGGCUUGAGCUGUAGCAUGAGUCAUAUUGUAUUGUUCUUGUAUAAUGAUAUGUUUGUUGAUGUU